AUGCUGACUUUAUGUGAUCGAGUUCCUGAAGAUAUAAGUGGAAAUAUAAUGCUUGAUUGGACGAAAGAGGUAGUUGUGACUGGUUUCAAGGGAUCAUUCGAGGGAACACAGGAUGAUGUUUCCUCCGUUAUCAUUGAUGAAUUACAGAAGGUAGAUGUGGAAAAUAGAAUCUUGCUUCUGAUAAAGCUUGAUGCAUCGUAUGAAGAAGUGAUGAAGAAGAUUCCAGAGUUGUUUACUGAACAUCAAGAGUUUGUCCUUCAUCUUGCUUCUUAUUCCGAACAGAACAAAACCACUAUCUUCAUUGAGCAAAAAGCAUUCAUGAGUGGAUAUACAAAACCUGAUAAAAAUGAAUUUAUUCCGGAAGGGAAUAGAGUAAAAAGUGAAUCAAAAGAGCAAGAGUUAGUAACAAAAGUAAAUGUGGAUGACUUGGUGAAAGAAUUGACUGAAAAAUGUGGAUUGAAUGGACAGAAAUAUGGGGGAUUGACGGUCGAGAAGUCAGAGGAUCCCGGAAGAUUCAUCGAAGGCUACACUUAUUUUCUGUCCCUUGACGCAAAUCCAUCGAGUAGAUUGUUGGUCAAAAUUCCGGCAUUUCAAGGUGAAUGCACCAAGGAAGCUGUUGCCAGUCCAGAAUGCAUUGGAGACGUCGCCGACAUGUUGACAAUGUGUAAUCGAAUGCGGGUUGAUACAAACUACACUCGAGAUGUCGUUGUCACAGGAUUUGACACUCCAUUUGAAGAUUUCGACGAGAAUCCAUCGGCAGUUGUGGUGGAUGAACUGAUGAAAAUACCAAUCGAAAACGUGAAAAUCUUCCCUCACAAGAUUCCGGUUGCCUAUGAAGCUGUUACAGAAAAGCUCCCGGAGCUGAGAAAAAACUGUCCAGAUGAUGUACUGCAUCUCGCAACUCACUCUGUCAGAAAUACCAUCUACUUCCAACAAAAAGCAUUUUCACACGGCUACUGUAGAGAGGAUAUAAAUGGAUAUGUUCCAGAAGGGAAUAAAAUUGAAGAUGAAGAUGAAGAGGAGGAGCAAAAGAAGUUGAAACCAUUCGUUGAUUUCGAUUAUUUGGUGGAAGAAGUGACUGAGAAAUGUGGUCUUGAUGGAGAAAGAUAUGGAGGAUUGAAAGUUGAGAAAUCAGAUGAUCCUGGAAGAUUUGUUGGCGGAUAUCUCUACUAUCUAUCGAUACGUGAAGGUCCAGUCAAUACACUGUAUAUCAAUGUUCCUCCGUUUGAAGGUGAAUGCACAAAAGAAGCCGUCGCGAACGUCAUUCGGGAGGUCAUCCGAUUCUUAACAAGAAAUGAUUUCUGA
Messenger RNA from Caenorhabditis remanei, 1305 nucleotides. RefSeq lists its product as uncharacterized. The transcript has 13 exons. Lineage: Eukaryota; Metazoa; Nematoda; Chromadorea; Rhabditida; Rhabditidae. Gene Ontology annotation, biological process: proteolysis. The coding region runs from base 1 to 1305 and encodes 434 amino acids. The record is from RefSeq and is a predicted model, not a curated record.